AUGAAAGGUUACUUGUACAGUCAAGAUGGUUCAUAUGCGUUUCCUCUCGGUCCGAAAGUAACCACAAUCGGACGAGAAAAUUGUGAUAUCAGCAUCAAUAGUUCAAAUGUGGAUAAUCAACAUGCGUUAUUAGAAUAUGACAAUGAGCAACAUUGUUUUAUAUUAAAAGAUCUCAAUUCAUCAACAGGUUCAUAUGUUCAUGAUUGUCGUGUUCAAAAUGCAGCAGUACGAUUAGCUGAUGGAGAUAUCUUAAGAUUUGGUUAUAAUGGUUUACCACUUGAAUUUCGAGUUGAACAAACAGAAACAACAAUGCCAUCGAUUUAUCAGCGACAACCAGCAGGAAAUUCUCUUCAUGUGAUUACUCAAACGAUUCCAUCGCGUCGAGCAAAUAGUACAACAUCUCAAUACCCUCAGCAGAUUGAUGUACAACAAAAUCCAGGGUUUUCACUCAGAACUCGUCCAUCAAGCGCUGGAACAAAGAAGCCGCUUGGUAUUGCAACAAGUACUACUCAAAGCUCGAAUGCACUUCGUGAUUCUCAAAUUCGUCCGAUAACUAAUGCUUGGACGAUUACAAGUACAGGAAAUCCUAAUCGGAGUUUAAUCAACGGAAGUUUUUGUGGUGAAGUCGAUCUCACAGGUCAAGACAACACGGAAAUCAUCAAUCGUGUUGAUCAACUUGAAAAGGAAGUCAAGGGACGUGAUGGGCAGAUUCGUGAAUUAACCAAUAAAGUUCGAACAUUAGAACCAUUGAGUUCGACAUUUACGAGUGAAGUUCAGUCAUUGAAAACGGAACUGGAUAAAGUAAAACGCGAAAAACACGCUGCGUCAGGUUUAGUGUCAAGUCUUCAACGUGAUUUACAUUCCAAAGAAUCUGAUUUAGCAAAACUGAGUCGAGAAAUCGAGGGAAUCAAAAACGACAGUCGUGAAAAAGAUCUUCGAUUUCAAACAUUACAAUCCAAGUUUAAUCUUCUUCGAGACCGAACUCGUGCCGAAGCGGAACGAUCUACUAAGGAGAAAGAACAAAAACUUCAAAUAGCAGAAAAGCAAGUCAAUGAAUUGAAUGAAAGUAUCAAUCGACUGAAAUCUCAAUUACAAGAUACCGAAAAACAAUUGUUGAAAGUAACGCAAAAUGAACAAAACUUAAAACAAGAAUACGACCAAGCACGAGAACAACUCGUGCAAUUUCAACAAAACGAAACGAAACUCAAAUCGGAUCUUGCAGAUUCUCAACGAAAACUGAAUCAGUCGAGUGCGGAUAUUUGGCAAUGCUUUUCUGACGAAGAAUAUAACGAAGAUCAACACGAUAUCAUCGAACAGAUCCAACAGCUUAAACAACAGUUAACUCAAUCGAACGCGGAAAUUGAAAAUCUACAAGCUGCACAAUCAUCGAGAAAUGAACAAUUCAAAGAAUCGUUGACAAAACUUAUUCAACGAUUUACCGAUGCAGUUGGAGAAGAAACAACCGCUGAUGUUCUCGCUCAAGCUCGACAAGAAAUCAGCGAUGCCGAAGGAGCUGAUAGUGAUGACGGAAAUGUAAUUGGUUUGUUUAAAACAGGAGCUAUCACUGCGAUUGACAGUCACCUGAAAGUUCUUUCAAGAAUGAAUGAUUUGAGUAGUCAACAAAGUGAUUAUGAACAGAAUUUAGCGUCAAUUCGUCAACAACACGAAGAACUCGAACGUGAAAAGCAGAACUUCUUACUCGAACAAACAUCCCGCGAACAGUCGUUCAAGUCCGAACUCGAACAAAUUGCUGCUGAAAAAGAUGCGUCGUGGCAAGAACGUCUCAAGGAAGAAUGUGAUCGUAUUCGCGAACAAACAAGUUCAUCACAACAAGAACAUGACGAACAAAUACAAUCAUUAUCAGAGCAACUUCAGGCAAUGACAGCACAAAAUAAUGAAUCUCUCGAAAAAUGGAUCAACCUUCAAACAGAAUCAACACAAAAAAUUGAUGAAUUAACGACGAAAUUGCAGGAAUGUCAACAGGAAUUGAGUGAAGCGAGAGAACGUUUGAACGAAUUCACUGAUCUUCAAGAAAAACAAAGACAAGAAUUAGCUGACUUAGAAAAAGCGAAGAAUGAUAUAAUUGAAGAUUUGAAUGGACAAAUUCGAGUCUUCAAAGAUCAAGUUCGUCAAUUUUCCAUCACAAUUGUACAAUUAGAGAAGACCGUUGGAGAAGAACAAGAGAAACGCAUCAAAAUAGAAACAGAACUCGAAAGUUCCAAUAAAACCGUUAACGAUUCUCCAACAACGUCACCUGUUGAAAAUAUUAUUCCUGUCAUUCCUGUUCUUACCGCACCUGUGACCGAUCUCAGUCAUGAAUUAUUUGCUUAUAAAUUACGUGUACAAGAGCAAGAACAAAUAAUCAUUUCAUUACGACGAGAUUUAGCUGGAAUGACAGCUCGAUUGUCCGAUGUUCACGGUGAAUUGAGUGAUAAACAAAAAUAUGCUUUGGAAAAAAGUGAAGCGACUAUUCGAGAACAAACGAAAGAAUUGAACGAAACACGAUUGAAACUGUCGAAACUGAGCGAUAUUGUCGAUAAACAAACAGUGCAGAUCGAAACAUUACAAUCGGAUCUAUCAAAAUCAAAAAUCUUAGCUGAUCAAUAUCAACUAUUAGUCGAUCAACGUCAGACUGAUAUCGAACGAUUAACAAAAUCACUUGAACAGAAGGAUUUGGUUGUUCAACAAGUAGAAAAGACCACUCAAGAUGAAGGUCGAAUUACACACGAAUUAGUCGCUGUUGGUGCCCAAUGUAGAGGUGAACGUCAUGAACAGACAAUCGGACGUCAGCGCGAAGCUUUGAAUGAACUACGUGCCCGAAUUAAAUCUCUGGAACAGUUAAGACCAGUGAAUCCAUCGUACGAAAAAGUUUUACAACAAGUUGUUGUUCUCAAACGUGAAUUAGCCGAACUACGAGCUCGACAAGCUCUCCCAACAGAUAUUCCGUACCUCUCCACACCUUCCGGAGCCAAUUCUGUUCAUCAACAAUCGCAACGUCAGUCAUCAUCAACAAAUCACUCCGACCAAUUAUCCGAAACACAAAGAAUUGUCGAAGAAAAAGCAGCACACGCAGAAACAACGCACUCGCUCCAAUCCUGUGAUGAUUUACAUAAUGGAUUUACUCGACGAUUAGCUCAAAUUCUUGAAAUCGAUGAUGAAAGUCUCUCGAAUGUCGCUCCCAUUGCUUCACUUUCUACAACUGAUCGUUAUGUCGCUUUGCAGCAACGGCAACGCACAACGGAGAUUUUAAUCCAAAAAAUCGAAAUGUUACGAGAGCGUUUGACAAGAAAAGAAGAACUCUUACGUGAUUACGAAAAAGAUCUAGGCAAAUUGCGUCAAGCGGAAAUUUUACUACGUGAAAAGAAUGUUUUAUUACAAGAUCUUGAGACCGACAAACGAGCGAAAGAUGAUGAAGCUUUAUUCCUUCGAAAUACUCUUCGAGAAACUCAAGACAAUCUAAAUCAAGAAAAGCGCACAAAUUCAUCCAUUAAACUUCGUCGAAAUAUCGAUGAAUCUCAAACGACAGAAUUAAUCCGUCGUAGUGGUGGUUCGAAAGUAACACUCCAUCAUCAUUGUCCACCGGAUGCGUCAGGAAAAAUUCGAACAGUAAAACAUGAUUUAAAUCAAAAAAUCGCUCGAAAAGAUUACGAAAUCAAAACAUUGAAACAAGAAUUGAACGAAGCGUUGGAUACGCUUUCCGAACAAUCACACAAAGUUCGUCAACUUGAAAUACAAUCUAAAGAUGGAAUUGACGGAUCAAAUGUGUUAACAUCAUAA
Molecule: messenger RNA, 3777 nt
Organism: Adineta ricciae
Lineage: Eukaryota; Metazoa; Rotifera; Eurotatoria; Adinetida; Adinetidae
Source: the annotation of a GenBank genome assembly